Molecule: messenger RNA, 390 nt
Organism: Pipistrellus nathusii (Nathusius's pipistrelle)
Lineage: Eukaryota; Metazoa; Chordata; Mammalia; Chiroptera; Vespertilionidae
Source: the annotation of a GenBank genome assembly
AUGGGAGACACACCACUCUGGGAGCAGACUGGAUCCAGCUUCAUCCAACAUCACCACCAGGUAUCUGAUAACGACAGAACCCAACUAGGCACAGUUUGCAUUGACGUAUCAUGCCUCAUGCAGGUAGGACAGCAAUUCCAGAGGAAAGCUGUCACUGUGGAGAAGUUGUCUAGCCUUCCCUUCCAGAAAAUCCAGUACAGCAUCAUGGCACAGGACAGCAUCCACCAGCCCGCUCCAGAUAGCUGCAUUCUCAGCACAGUUGUGGGCCAGCUUAAGGCCUAUAAAGACCCCAUCAUGGGGUUCCACCAGAUGUUCCUAUUGAAGAACAUCAACGAUGGCUGGGUUUGCACCAAUGACAUGUGGAGGCUUGCCCUGCACAACUCCAGCUGA